Messenger RNA from Lolium rigidum, 6889 nucleotides. Its product is annotated as methyl-CpG-binding domain-containing protein 9. The record is from RefSeq and is a predicted model, not a curated record. The transcript is spliced from 11 exons. Gene Ontology annotation, cellular component: nucleus. NCBI's taxonomy places the organism in Eukaryota, Viridiplantae, Streptophyta, Magnoliopsida, Poales, Poaceae. The coding region runs from base 16 to 6420 and encodes 2134 amino acids. Gene Ontology annotation, molecular function: protein binding.
CACUCCCCGCCCACCAUGGAUCGACCGCCGCGUCUCGACAUCGACCUCAACGAGGCGCUCUCGCCGCCGCCCUCGCCGCCGUUCCCCCAGUCUCCUCCGCGCGAGCACGCUCCCCCCAUUUUCCCUCCUCCGCCACCGCUUCCUCCACCUCCACCGCCACCGCCGCCCCCACUCCUGCCCCCGCCCCCGCCCCAGCUCACCCCGCAGGUCCAGCUGCUACUCGCGUACGAGGCCCGGGACAUAGCGCUGCGGCACCACCAGGCGGAAUCCAUGAGGCUCGCCACCGCCAGGGCCCUCGCCGCGGCCGCGGCCGCGGCCGCCGGGUCGUCGUCGUCGGCGGCGGGGGUGCCGCAGGCGGCGCCGCACCCGGGGGAGGCGGGCUGGGGCAACCCGCCGCUCCCCUGCGCGUCCUGCGGCCGCCCCGAGAUGCCCGGGGCCACCAUUGUCUGCGACGCCUGCGAGCGCGGCUUCCACCAGUCCUGCGUCCGCGUCUGGCCGCCGCUCGUCAGCCAGCCUCCGCCGCCGCCGCCGGGCCCUCCUGGCCUGCGCCGGCCCCCCGUCGCCGUCAACGAGGACUGGAUGUGCCCCGAGUGCGAGAUGCGCGGCACACGCUCCGGGCGCUGGAGGCUCGGAGCCGUCGAACUGGACAUCAAUGCUGCCCCGCCGCCGGAGGACCCUCUCACCGUCGCCGCCAGAGACAUCGACAGAGUAAGUGUGGCUGAUGGAGCUCAUUUGACUGAUUUUGCUAAUGAGUUAUCCCAUUUUGAGGGGCUUCACUUGAAGAAUCCAACUCUUUUUGAUGGGAAUCAAUUAAUGCCACCAUUUGCUCUUGCUCAUUGCCUUAACAUCAGACAACAAUUUGCUCCCACGGGUCGUGAUUUCAUUGCUGAUGGAAACAUAGAACAAAGGGCAAAUCAUAUACGCCGUAGGAGAAGAGAUCUUCCACAAACACCAACAUUACCCAAGUUUGCUGAGGCGCACGAGUUUGGGAGUCCCAAAAUUUUUAUGGAUCCAUCAUUUUUUAGAAAAGCGACAGAGCCAAGUUCUACAGAAGAAAGAACUCCAUUAAAGCCUCCAAAGUUUCUAGUGGACAGUACUAACCGUCGACCAGAUCAUCGCAGUGUUGGCCUACCUGUUCAAUAUAGAGAUUUCUUUAUUACUAGCUUGGGAGAAAUUGAUAAACGUGCAAGCUACCACAAUUGCCAGCAGAUAUGGCCAGUUGGUUUUACAUCUUACUGGCAUGAUAGAAUUACUGGUUCACUGUUUGAGUGUGAGGUCUCCGAUGGAGGCAAUUUUGGGCCUUUGUUUAAGGUGAGAAGGUUACCAUGUUCAGCGUUCCCACUUCCAGAAGCAUCGACCAUUCUCUCUGAAAAUGGUGUAAGAAAGGCUGAUACGACAGAAACAAAGGAAAGUAGCAGUUUUAUUGGAGAUACUGCUAAUGAUACAUAUGGCAAUAUUUUAAUGCUACUGUCAGAUCCCUCUGAGACCAAUCAAGAUUUAUCAUCAUGUCUUACCAAUGAUACAGGGUAUAAAAGGACUUCAUUUGGUUGCAACUAUGCACAAAAUUCAAAUAUGAUGUCACAGAUACCACCUUCACAUUCUGAGAAUGUUAGUCAGGCACCAGGUAAAGAGGCAAACAUUAAUGACCAAAUUGGUGACUUUACAUUUGAGGGAACGUCAUCUUCCUCAGUAUGGAGGAUGAUUUCUUGUGCUAUGAUGGAAGCUUGUGAGAAAAUAUACAAGGAACACGGGCAUUUGGUGUUCUUGUGCACACACAAUAGUGAAAAUCCUUCAUUAAAUAAAGGGAUUGGAUGUCAGAAUUUUGAUGGCCGUUGCGCUCCCUUAUCUAGAUUUUGCUCAUCCAAUGGCCCCAGCAUACCACGAGUUAUUGAGAAGAAGAAUGAUGUGGAAUCUACUUAUAAUUUACUUAAAGAAUGGUUAUUCGAGGAUAGAAUUGGUCUUGAUUUGGAUUUUGUUCAAGAAAUUCUGGAGUCUCUUCCUAGAUCCAGGGCUUGUUUAAACUACCAGUUCUUGUGUACUAGGGCUGAAUUUGUCUCUUCUAUGACGGUUGCAAGUGGCUCACUUACAGUUGCGCAUAAGGAUGGUCAAAGCAAUGGAGGCACGUCAUAUGGUAGACAUGGAUCUGCGGCGACUGGGCUACAGGUUAAUACUCAGCCUAUUGGUUCUAGGAUCCGCGAGCUACCUCCGGGACGUCCCAUUAGGCAUAAGCUACCGCCAGAGCUGGUGGGAGAUGUUUUCCAGAUAUUGGAAUUUUUGGGGCGCUUCGCUGAAAUAGUUGGCCUCAAAGAAGUGCCUUCAUAUGAACAAUUAGAAGAUGAACUUAUUGACCCAUGGCCAGUUUGUGCAAAUCAGAAAGAGGUGUUGUCUGUCAGUACUCAACACUACAGGGAUCACUCUUCACCCAUGAAUUUCCCUGCAAAUGGUUCUAUAUCCAAUUCAAAUGGUGAAUCAGGUCUAACCAAUAAUGAAGAUAUCGUGUCUGUAUUUGUUCCUGUUGAAACUUCUUGUACGAAGGAAGCUACUCAAGAUGCAUUGCUAGCCCAGACACUUGGGAGAUGCAGCGGUGUAGUAUUGCCCGGGGUCCACCUUACACUCUUUAAGGUUCUUCUUGGUGAGCUAUUAUCAAAGGUGUCGAUUUUUGUAGAUCCAAACAUUGACCCCAAGGAAUCAAAACCCAGGCGGGGAAGAAAGAGGGACACUGAGAGCCUCAUUUCAGCAAAAGAAUUGAACUUUGAUAUGCUAACUGCUAACAUGUUAACUUGGCCUGAGUUGGCUAGAAGGUAUAUAUUAGCUGUCUCUUCCAUACGUGGGUGCAUGGAUUUGUCUGAUAUUUCCAGUCGGGAAGGAGUGAAAUUAUUCCGCUGCCUACAAGGUGAUGGUGGUAUCCUUUGUGGAGCACUACCUGGGGUUGCCGGCAUGGAGAAGGAUGCCUUGCUGCUUCUGGAGGCGGAGAAUUUUUUACGCAGCACUCCAUCAAAUGAUGGAAACAAAGUUAUUAUGAUGGAUUACAAGGAUACUGAUAUGAUAGAUUCUGCAGAGGUACCUACUGCUGAUAAUAGAACAUUGCCAGAUUGGGCCGAACCAUUGGAGCCUGUGAAAAAAUUACCAACAAAUGUAGGAACAAGAAUUAGAAAGUGUGUUUAUGAAGCUUUGGAGAGAAAACCUCCAGAAUGGGCAAGGAAAAUUUUGGAGCAUGCAAUAAGUAAAGAGGUCUACAAGGGUAAUGCGUCUGGACCAACCAAGAAAGCUGUUUUAUCUGUGUUGGCAGAAGCAAAUCUUGCAACAGUGCAACAAAAGAUAGAAAACCCAAGAAAAGAAAGAAAAACUAUUUCGUGCUCAGAGGCCAUCUUGAGAAAGUGUCGUAUUGUCCUGCGCUCUGCUAUUUCCUCAGAUGAAUCAAAGCUCUUUGGGAAUUUGCUUGGAACUACUCUAAUGAAUUCUAACGAGAAUGAGGAUGAUGGCAUCCUUGGAUUUCCUGGAAUGGUGUCUCGCCCUUUGGACUUCCGCACAAUUGAUAUAAGGUUGGCUAUGGGAGCUUACUGUGGAUCUUGGGAGACUUUUUGUGAGGAUGUGCAGGAAGUAAUCCGUAAUCUGCACAUCGCAUUUGCCGAUCGAACUGAUGUAGUGGAAAUGAUUGUAGCAUUGUCCCAGAGUUUCAAAUCAUUAUAUGAGACAGAGGUGCUUGACCUUGUUCAGAAAUUUGAUUGUCACCUGUUUAACGGGAAUGCUGAUUCAGAAAUCCAUGAGGAGCUACAUGGUAUUCUGACUGCAGCAACCAACUUACCCAAGGCUCCAUGGGAGGAUGGUGUUUGCAAAGUAUGUGGCAUUGAUAGAGAUGAUGACAGUGUUCUUCUAUGUGAUAAAUGUGACUCGGAGUACCAUACUUACUGCUUGAAUCCACCACUAGCUCGUAUACCACAAGGAAACUGGUACUGCCCCUCAUGUACGUCAGGUCAAAAGAAAUCACAUCUUGAUCAGGGUGUUCAGGAUUUUAAACAACAAGGAAAGAAGCAUGUCAGAGAGGAAUCUCAUGCCUUUAACAAGGUAAUUAGUAAGUUAGCUGCUGCAAUGGAAGAGAAGGAGUACUGGGAGCUUAGCCCACAGGAGAGAAUAAAUUUGCUGAAAUUUGUAUGUGACGAAAUGCUCAACACAGCUCUGAUUAGAGAACAUAUAGAUCAAUGUGCAGAUAAGUCGAAUGAUCUCCAGCAGAAGUUCCGUUCUUUGAAUUUUGAAUUGAAAGAUUUGAAAUAUAAGGAGGAAAUAAGGACUUCAUAUGCUAGACAAAGCAGAUGGAGCAAAACUGAACAGCAUUUUAACAAUUGUUCUGGACUUGCGGAAAAUCAACAGAAUGGUCUGGCCAUAGCAUCAGCCCAUCUUGAAGAGGCUGAAAGAGGCAAUACUGGAGUGAACCUCAACCACCCAGCUGAAGGGGCUCCUCCUGGGCAAUUGGAUGCUGCAAAAUCUUGCAGAAGCGACAAUGACAUAUCUAUUGUUGGACUUUCUGAACAAACAUCCGGGAGAGCUAGUGAGAUUGAAGUGAUCAUUAUUGAUGAAGAGUCACAAAGUUCCAGGGAGAUUUUAUUAGGUGGUAAAAGCAGUACAUGUGAUGACUUCAAUUCAUUAGGCACUCCUAUUGCUGAAAGAGCACCAGUAGCUUCACCUCUCAGCACCCCGGCUGAGUUGCCUGAUGAAAAUGUUAGCACAUCAUUCCAAGAUAAUCUGAAAACGUCAACAACUAGAUCACUUGAGCAUGCUGCUGAUAAUGAUGAAAUGGAUACUUUGUCGGAUAGGAUUUCAAAAUUGCAGGAUUCAAUUGCCAUAGUAGAGUCCCAGCUUAAUAUGGCAUCCCUCAGAAGAGAGUGUCUGGGAAAAGAUUCCUUGGGUCGACUGUACUGGGUUUUAGGACGACCUGGUAAACGUCCUUUGCUGAUCGCUGAUGGAAGCAUGCUGAUACGCAAGGACAGAGACAUUAGUAUGAUUAACAGCUAUCCUGUGUUUACUUUUGAUUGUAAAGGAUGGAAUUCGGCAUCUGUUUUUAUCUAUGAAUCUGAUGAAGAAAUCCAGGGUCUUACUGAGUGGUUAAGGGAGUAUGAUCCAAGGGAGAAGGAACUGAAAGAUGCUAUCCUCCAGUGGCAAAGACAUCUUUAUCACCAAGGUAGUUUUCCUCUGAUUGAUCCAUCAGUGCCCAAGCUGUCGAAGAGUGGGGAGCUUAUGGACCUUCCAAAUACCAAGGCUGCAGUAAUUUUGGAGCAAAAGUAUGGCUUACUACUUGAUCAGGACACAGGUGAUCUCUCGAGAAGGCGAGGAAAGAAGACAAAGUCGGGUUCUGAAGAAAGAGCAUACCGAUGUGACUGUUUAGAACCUAUAUGGCCUGCUCGCCACCACUGUUUAACAUGUCAUGAGACUUAUUUGACAUCAACGGACUAUGAAGGGCAUAAUGCUGGAAAGUGCAAUACAGACAAUCAUUCUACUAGUGAAAGCAAAGAAAAUGACGAGCCAAAAGUGAAGGGCCCCAAGUCUGAUAUUAAGGAAAAAGAUUCCACUGUCAUUGAGUCAUCUAGUAGCAAAAAAUUGAAGUCAUGCCCAUAUGACUUCGAAGAGAUAUGCAGAAAAAUGGCCACAAAUGAUUCCAACAAGGAGAUUCUGAAUGGUAUUGGACUUAUUGGAUCAAAUGGAGUUCCGUCUUUUGUCCCGUCACCUGCAUUUUUUCUUGAACCUGCAGUUAUCCUGAAUAAAAACAAAAAAGAUGAUGUCCCAAAUGAUUUGACUUCCGCACUAGAGGAAUGCCAGGCAAUGUCAGCACAAAGGGUAGGGCAGGAGGGGUCCAAGUCUGAUCAAAAUUGUUCUGGUAAUACGGGUGAUGCAAAUGUGUCAAGAUCUACAAAGCCCACCCCUGAUAGUACUUCUUGUGAAGAAGCAUCUUCUGCCACAGACAAGCCAACAAGACUGCUCGUUGUUAAUGGGGGCUUGGUUCCGGAGUCAUCAUUGAGGCCUGUUAUAGGAAGAAACACCCAUAUCCUUAAUCAGCAAAAGAUAAAUUUGCUCGAUAUAGAUGCAGCGUUGCCUGAGGAAGCAUUGAGAGCCUCGAAGUCUCAACAGAUAAGAAGACGCUCAUGGCGUACUCUUGUCAAAGGCGCAGAAUCAAUAUCCGAGAUGGUAGUCGCGACCUGCUUGUUGGAGGGUAUGAUAAAGGCCGAGUUCCUGAAGAAUGACUGGUGGUACUGGUCCUCCUUCACAGUAGCUAUGAAGACAUCAACUGUAUCUUCGCUCGCGCUCAGGAUAUACACUCUUGACGACUGUAUCAUCUAUGCCAAAGAUCCUAACAUUGAGCCAGCUGACAGUACAAAGGUUGUAAACAAGGGGAGGAAGAGGAAAGAGCCAGAACCAUCGGCAUCGUAAUCUACGAUGCUCUGUUGUAUACUCCAAAUUUAGAAGUUCCGCGAGCAGUGCAAAGAUGUGAUGCUGCCGUCAGAUAGAUUGAUGAUAGAUGAUACAGAAGUCUUUGGUUAUGUGGUCUUAAGGCUUUAGGGUAGCUUUUGAUUCUGGUGUCCCUGCAAGGGGUGCAACCUUGACGUUCAUUUAAUAAGUCAUGUCCAUCAGACUAUAGCUGUGCGCCUUAGAUAUGUUGUUAUUAUAGGGCCGACGAAGGAGUGACAACAUCGUUGCUAGCAUUUCCUCUUGACGCUGCUAUGUAAAUCGUUCGGGGAUGGCAGCGGCAAGAGCUGGCGUUUAGUCUUUACGCCAGGAGCAGAGCUGCAUGCGAGCGUAGGUUUUCUCUUUUUUGUAAUCUGUUUUGGCUUUCGGGCAUACAGAUGAUGUAUGUUUGGUCUGAGGACCCGGCAAUAUGUUACAUCUUUAGUCACCUUAA